Nerophis ophidion (straightnose pipefish) is the source of this 2051-nucleotide messenger RNA. Its product is annotated as bifunctional methylenetetrahydrofolate dehydrogenase/cyclohydrolase 2, mitochondrial-like. Bases 635 to 1444 code for a protein of 269 amino acids. Lineage: Eukaryota; Metazoa; Chordata; Actinopteri; Syngnathiformes; Syngnathidae. The record is from RefSeq and is a predicted model, not a curated record. Gene Ontology annotation, cellular component: mitochondrion. Gene Ontology annotation, biological process: tetrahydrofolate interconversion. Gene Ontology annotation, molecular function: methylenetetrahydrofolate dehydrogenase (NADP+) activity; methenyltetrahydrofolate cyclohydrolase activity; methylenetetrahydrofolate dehydrogenase (NAD+) activity. The transcript is spliced from 11 exons.
AAAUGCUUACAGGAAAAAUUAAAAAAAGCAACGAUUGAUUGAUACAUUUAUUAGUAUAUUGCACAGUACAGUACAUGUUCCGUACAAUUGACCACUAAAUGGUAACACCCGAAUAAGUUUUUCAACUUGUUUAUGUCGGGGUCCACGUUAAUCAACGAAACGGGAAUAUGAGUGCGGCAGCACGAGAGGAAAUUGUAAAUAAAAAAGGAAACGUCACGUCACCAGUUUGGCAGUAUUUUGGAUUUUUUAAGUCCGAUACGAAUCAGAGGAAUACUGUCUGCAAACUUUGCAAGGUCGUCGUCCCGACCAAGUCUUGGAACACGACAAACUAUUUUACCACCUAAGCCGCUCUCACCCGCUGGAGUACAGCAGCAAAGAGCCACAACAUCAGCCGGUGCAAGUGGAACAGCACCGAAGCGGCAACAACAGACCACCAUCGAGAGGUCGGGUCGCAGGGGGAGCAGCCUAAGCAGAGAAACCCAGACUUCCCUCUCACCAGCCACUUCGUCCAGCUCCAUCAGGAGGAUCCCAAGGCGUUAGGCAUGCCGCUGUGGUGAUUUCGGGGACGGCGUUAGCUCGUCAACUUCACAGAGAAAUCCAGCGUGACGUGGAGGAGUUUGUUGCUCAGGGUAACAUGAGACCUCAUCUCGGCGUGGUCUUCGUGGGGGACGACUCGGCCAGUCGCACCUACGUGAGGAACAAGACCCGGGCUGCGAGCACUUUGGGUAUCUCCAGUGACACGGUGCUGCGACCCAGCUCUGUCUCUCAGGAGGAGCUGCUGGAUCUAAUUGACAAGAUGAACCGAGACUGGCGUGUCAGCGGCCUGUUGGUGCAGCUGCCACUUCCUGAUCACAUCAACGAAAGGGCAGUGUGUAAUGCCAUUGCUCCGGAGAAAGAUGUGGAUGGCUUUCAUAUUGUGAAUAUUGGCAAGCUGUGUCUUGACCAGAGAUCCAUGGUGCCUGCCACACCUGCAGCUGUGUGGGAGAUCAUCAAAAGAUCAGGUAUCGAGACAGUGGGAAAGAAUGUGCUGGUCGCCGGACGCUCCAAAAAUGUUGGGAUGCCUAUCGCCAUGUUGCUGCACACCGAUCACAACCAUGAACGUCCCGGGGGCGACGCCACAGUUACCAUCGCUCACAGAUGUACGCCCAGGGAGCGGCUGAAGGAGCUAACCAGCCUGGCGGACAUUAUUGUUGCUGCUGCAGGUGUUCCCGGACUGAUCACGGCAGAUAUGGUGAAAGAAAGUGCAGCGGUCAUUGACGUCGGCAUUAACCGCAUUGUGGACCCCAAAACGGGGAAACUGAGGCUCAUUGGCGACGUGGACUUUGAGGGUGUAAAAGAGAAGGCCAGUUUUAUCACACCUGUUCCAGGAGGUGUGGGUCCGAUGACGGUGGCCAUGUUGAUGAAGAACACUGUGACCGCUGCCAGGAAUGCACUGAUGCAUUAACACGGACGUAAAGCCGCCUCAUGCCUCUUGAAUGAUACAAACACACACUUUUAACGACUCCAUACCUGCUGGGACGGACACUUACUUGACACCUUUAUGCGAUGUCACGGUCUUUGUUUGCUGUUAUUCAUUUCUAAGAGUCAUAUUUUUUCUACCGAGGUCACUUGGAUUCCUGGUUGAGCAUUUCACUCGAAACCGAAAAUGGAAAUAAAACUUAAGAAUGGUUUUGUUUGGGUCCAAUCCUGAAAGUGUGCCAAGGUUUUUGCUUCUCAGUCAGGUACACCUCCUCCGGCUGAUUACACCAUCAGGACCUGUAUGAGCAUGCACCAGUCGUUCUAAAAGUUUCAUUGAUUGGCGGAUGAAGAAUUCCCUCGCCGAACGCGCUCUAUAUAAAGUUGAGAGGACGGUGUUAGCGGCGUGGAGAAGCAACGGUUGGCACAAAUGUUCUUGCACAGUCUCAAAAUGGGCGUCCUGUCGGCCAUUCUUCUUCUCCUGGCAGCACGAGGGCUAUCUGCACAACAAUCAACCACAGAUCCUUUUCUAAACGACUCAUCGCCAAACACUCUGCUUGAAAAAGGCAGCAUGGAUGAACCUGUGCUCCUGGGCU